Plutella xylostella (diamondback moth) is the source of this 1956-nucleotide messenger RNA. RefSeq names its product RNA exonuclease 5 (gene Rexo5). Gene Ontology annotation, cellular component: nucleus. Lineage: Eukaryota; Metazoa; Arthropoda; Insecta; Lepidoptera; Plutellidae. Gene Ontology annotation, molecular function: exonuclease activity; nucleic acid binding. The record is from RefSeq and is a predicted model, not a curated record.
UUUUUUUCAAAUCAUUAUCACAAUAUUCACAAACACACACAUUUUUCACUUUUCUCAACGAAAUGUUUAAAAUAGUGCAUUAUUUCACUUGAUACAGGUUAAUAUAUAGAAAAUUAAAGCCCUCAGCCACUCUGCCAGUUUACACUGUUAGGUGCACCAACAAAUAAAUUUGAAAUUUUAUUGAAGUUUUAAAUUAUUGGGAGCAAGCUUUCUUGCUACCGAAAUGGCACCCAAAAAACGUCGAAUAACUGCUGAGCCAGACAAAGCUUCUUCUAAAAGUGCAGAUUUGAUCCAAGACGACGUUCAUUUAAAACUAAGUAAUGAAAUUGCAGCCAAGAAACAGAGGAAAAAUAAUGCAAAGUUCCGUUUAAAAGGAACCACUGGUAACUUGGCUUCAGUUACUACUCCUCAACCUGAAAGGAUACCCCUUAUGCUUACUGAUGUUCAGCAUUUACUACUGCAUUCCUUACUGGGGAAUCUCAACUUAUCACAGCCACCUCGCUGGUAUGUACUUGAAAAAUGCACAAACAUUGCCCAAACUACAUGUCUCGUGCUUGAAGGUAUGUCUAUUGAACAUUGGGAGAAGUACAAAAAUGAAUUCCCAUGUGCAGAUAAGAUAUUCAGUGAUCUUGUUGAAGUGGUAACUCCAUCGGCAUAUGAGGGAUCUCUUGUAGAUGAGUUGGCCCUGGUUCCACUUUCGGAGACAGAGAAGGAAGACCUAAUUCUAAAGUAUGGAAGUUUAAAUCUAGCCCUUGAAGCUAGAAAAGAUUUGAAUUCAAUGAUGAGGGCAGUAUUUCCCAUUGAAGAGGCAAAAGUAGUUGAUACACGGGAAUUAAAAGAUCAGUUUCCAAGAACCCAACUGAUCAUGUCUGCUUGGCAGCUAGCCGAGGAGAGCUACCCAUUGCCACUGAAAGGGAAGCUUAAGAAAGCAUAUGCAGACUAUGUGAUGACUAAAGAUGUGUACCAGCCGGCCACUGCCAACUCUCCUAUGUUUGGUUUGGAUUGUGAAAUGUGUAUGACAAAUGCCGGGUCAGAACUAACCCGUGUAUCAAUAGUCAAUGAGAAACAUGAAACUGUCUAUGAGUCAUUAGUAAAGCCCUAUAAUAACAUAACUGAUUAUUUAACUAGAUACUCAGGUAUCAACAAAGCCAUGCUAACUAAUGUUAGCAAAAGGUUAGAAGAUGUCCAGAAUGAUUUAAGGGCUCUAUUUCCACCAGAUGCUAUCCUAAUUGGGCAGUCUUUAAAUGUGGAUUUGCAUGCUCUCAAAAUGAUGCACCCAUAUGUAAUAGAUACAAGUUUAAUUUUCAACUUUACUGGUGAAAGAUCUCGUAAACCAAAGCUUAAGGCUUUAUCUAAAGAAUUGCUACAUGAGGAUAUUCAAUCAGGAAGAGGUGGGCAUGACUCUGUUGAGGACUCACUCGCAGCUUUGAAACUAGUUCAACUCAAGUUAAGUAAAACUUUAGAAUUUGGCGAUGCUGUGCACACCAACAGACAGAAGUACAAGGAGAAUGUCACCAAAAUGAUAAAAACCCCAGAUUAUGCCUUGUCAAUAUUCAAUCAUAUGAUAGAACAGAAAAAGUCUUCAAUAAUCAUUGGAUGUGAUGAUAUUACAGGUGAAUAUCACUCAUACUUAACAAAGACCAGGGAAAGUCUGUAUCUUCAGUUGAAGAAGCCUAAAAUAAAGAAAGUGAAACUGUCCACUCUUGAUGAAAGAGAAGAUGUGAUAGAUGCUCUGUGUAAAGCUAAUAAGGAAUAUAACUUUUCUAUGGCCCAUUUGAAACUUGAAAUACAGGAAGAGAAUUUACCAGCUGAACUACAGAAGGUAGAUAAAUGGAUAGAAACAGUUUGGAACAGUGUUCGCAUGUCAACCCUUGUUGUUGUCCUGUUCGGUGGAACCACUAGUUGUAAUGGUUUAGCUAUGAUGAAAAUAAAGUCCUAGCAUGCAUGCUGUAAGUA